Molecule: messenger RNA, 438 nt
Organism: Oikopleura dioica
Lineage: Eukaryota; Metazoa; Chordata; Appendicularia; Copelata; Oikopleuridae
Source: the annotation of a GenBank genome assembly
AUGAAAGAUUUUACUUCCCGGUUGUUGCUAAUUCUUUCCGUUGCGGCAGCUCAAGUCUCCUUCAUGGCUUGCUUGAGCAAGAGUUUCGUCGAGCGCGACGAUGCGAUUCUCUUCGACGAUAUUGUGACCAACCAGAACGACGAGCAAGCCGAUGAGCCAGCAUACAAUCCAACCACAGGCAGAUUCAUCGCUCCGGCCAAUGGAACUUAUCGGGUUGAAAACUCUGGACCUCUUUUUGUCCACUUGAUGAGAAAUGAAGACAUCGUCGCUUCUGGGACCAACCACGAUGAUAAGUUUGAAACAACAUCUUGCAACGCCGUUUUGAUUCUCAAGAAAGGCGAAAUCAUCUGGGUCAGGCUGAAACAUGGCAUUGUUUUCGGCGGCUCUCCAAGUCAUUACUCGGCAUUUUCUGGGUUCAUGCUUGCUCCGACCAGUUAA